GAACGGACUUUAGUAUCAAAUUACAUUCGUUGCCUAACGGUAGUACUUUGUCGUGAACAAUGGCGCUCGGAAGUACACUUCAAUACGUUCUCCUCUUGGCCUGCUGCCUCUCCAUCGGCUGGACGACGCACGCAACACCACAAGCACGCAUUGUCGGUGGCGUCACUGUGGAUAUUAAUAGCGCGCCGCAUUUAGUUACGAUACGUUACAAACGUAACGCGACAACAGCCUUCGAACAUCGCUGUUCCGGCACCAUUUACACGGAGAACAUCAUACUGACCACAGCACGUUGUGUCGUAGGCUUGAAGCGUCAACAGCUGUUAAUAGUUGCCGGUAGCAGUUAUCGUGCACAGAGUGAUGGCUCUGUGUACGGUGUCAAUUCAAUUGUCAUACAUCCAGAUUUCGAUAUUUGGUUUAUAGAUAAUGACAUGGCAUUGAUAUAUCUAGCAAAUGCGCUCACCACACAACAGCCUAAGGUGAUUCAGCCCAUAAAGUUGGCGGCCGCGGUGCCGGCUGUGAAUAGUACCGCAACGGUGGCUGGUUGGGGUGCUGCUGCGGAGUAUGCUGCGUAUGAGACGCAAUUGCUGGAGGCUAAUGUACGUAUCAUAGCCGAGGCGCAGUGUAAAAAAGCUUAUGGCGCAGGACGCAUUAGUGCGGCUAUGUUAUGUGCGAGUGGUACGAACGCGAACGGCGGUAUAAUCGAUGCUUGCCAAGGUGAUGCCGGCAGCGCGUUGGUUUUCAACGGCACCGCUGUAGGUUUGGUAUCAUGGGGCAAUGGCUGCGGUCGUGAAGGUUAUCCUGGUGUCUAUACGAAUUUGACGCACUUCAAGGCUUGGAUUGAGAGCGAGGCGAAUAAGACAGUGUCAGAAAAUUGAUAUCCAGUUAGAAAACGUAAUUAUAUGAAGAAAAUGUUUAAGAGAAUUUAACUAUUAAGAUCGAAAGCCAUUAAUUAAAUAAAAAUUAGAGAAUUCGAGUAAUAACGAAUAUAUCUAGUAGUUCACUGAUAAGUAUAAUUCCAACAUAACCAAUCAGUGAUAACAGUGACUCAUAAUCACAAUUCAAUGUCGAUAUAUCGUUCAGUAAAAAAAAAAUUAAUUAAUUAAAUAAAAAGAUAACCACAUU
Molecule: messenger RNA, 1122 nt
Organism: Ceratitis capitata (Mediterranean fruit fly)
Lineage: Eukaryota; Metazoa; Arthropoda; Insecta; Diptera; Tephritidae
Product: trypsin alpha-3
Exons: 1
Coding region: 60-875 (271 amino acids)
Biological process (GO): proteolysis
Molecular function (GO): serine-type endopeptidase activity
Source: RefSeq, a predicted model, not a curated record